ACAUUUCGAAGAUUCUGUAUGGUUUUCUUGUAGCUGUUUCUUAAACUAUGAAAGCUGGUCUGACUUUUUUUCCAUUUUGAGGGAUGAAUGAAAAUUUUUGAAACCAUUAACAAAUUAUUUAUAAUUUGUGACUCCUUCAUGCUGAUCCCAAAUGUGAUGUUUUCCAAAGUGAGAUUGAGUUGUAGCUGGAGGCGAGGAAAGGGCCAGUUUACAAAGUCUGUCCAGAAAGUCUUUGUGUAUGAACUAUAGUAGAACAAGUGUUCAGUGGUUUCAGUCUCUGUGUCACAGAAAGCACAAUCAUUACAUUCAACACCAAAUCUCACUCUGAGCAUUCCACUGGAUAUACAUUCUUCAAAAUCUUUAAAUGAAUUUGUUCUACUUUUGAAGCAACAGUGAAUUUUAAAUAGUUACUUUUCAAUUUUUUUUUAUUUUUAUUUAUUUAUUUUUUUUUUAGUUUUCUAUCUAAUAAUCACAUUUAAGGACAAACAGUGGUCCCUCCACUUUAUCAAAUAAACAUCUGGAGACACAAAACCAAACACUGUUCUUAUUUGGUUAAGAAGGAUUCGAUCCAUUUUACUUUUAAUGCACCAUUUAGUACUUUAAAAUCAAUUGCCUGCGGGCCGCCAUCUUUGUAGUCUUGUACAAUUUCUGAUUAUUUCAUGAGCACAAUUUUUCCAAAUGUAGUUAAAAUGUAGACGUGUUUUAAUGGUUGUAUGGCAAUGGAAUAUACAUCUCGCUAUUCCAUUUUUGUUAAACAUGUUCUUCCAAAUACUGCUAAAUCUCUUUGUGACCAAGAGUAGUUUGGAUUUACUCGUCUCCUCGUGCUCUGGUGUGAUGUGCGCAGGUGUGAACUGCAGCCCCACCACAAUACCGGAAGUCGCUUUUGUUGUUUUAUAGUCAGACCGGAAGUUCUGGGUUUUCCGCUGCUAGCUGACUUCACAACCACAAAAAGUCACUGGCUGAGUAACGGGAACCGUAAGCGAGCAAACGGCACGAGCCCCGUCCGCAGCGGUGUACCGGUGGCUCCAGCGUAUCCCUCCGCGGCGGUGACGGAGACUGUACCGGCCGCCGGACGGAUAUAAGAGGGCGGCUGGCUCUCUUUGAUGGGUCUCCGGCUCAGAAAUGAUCGCUUCACUUUCCAGAGGAAGUGCGCUGGAUGAGGUUCUGCACGGGAGCUCCAGCGAGCAACAACUGGUGGCGUACGUGUCCUGGGUGAACGCUCAGCUGAGGAAGCGACCGGGCCUGAAACCCAUCAAGGAUCUGAGGCGGGAUCUGCAGGAUGGAGUGGUUCUGGUCCAGCUUAUAGAGAUAGUUGCUGGUGUGGUGCUGGAUGGCGUCUUCGUUUCUCCGCAAAGCAGAGAGGAAAGCAGGAAGAAUGUGGAGGAAGUCCUGCAUUUCAUUUCCUCCAGACACAUACACAUGCCUCACAUAUCCGCUAAAGAUGUCCUUGAAGGGAACCUGAAGUCUGUAAUGAGGAUCGUUCUGGCGCUGGCGGCCCACUUCAAGCCCUCCGCCAAUCAAAGGGCCGCUUCAGGAAGUGGGAGGGGCUUGGUAAAAUCUAGUUCUGGCCACAACCCUCACUCCACCGUCGCACUGGCUCAAGGCGCCGCGGCUGCGCUGGUGUCGGCCCGGCUUGACGCAUCACUUCCCAUAAGGGCCACAAGAAUUCACGGAGGCCUCGGGUCAACUAAGGAUGCCAGCGUGUGUGUUCGAGCUCUGGUUGAGCAGUAUGAGCGAGGAGCAGCCGAUGAGCAGGACCCCGCUCAGUCCAGCAGCCUCAGCUCUCCGAGUCCUCUGACCUCCCUGAAGCCGUGCGGCGCGUCCGGCGUCCAGCAGCCCGAGUGCAGCGCCGAGUCGCCUCGGGCUGUGCAGGAGUCGGAGUGGGAGACCUCCCUGAGCGAUUCACUGGAGAAGGAGGUGCAGGAGGCGCGGAGCAUGGUGUCCUCUCUGCAGGCUCUGCUGCUGCGCGGCGCGCUGCCCGAGGAGGAGCACGAUGCAGCUGUGGAGCCAGGAAACCCCGAACAACAUCUGGUCGUCGUUCGUAGCCGUUUGGAUCAGAGCAUGGAGGAGGUCCGAGAGCUGAAGAGGGAGCUGAUGCGCUGUAAGCAGGAGGUGCGAAACCUGCAGGCGGUCAAGGACGCCCAGCAGCAGAGGCUGUGCACUCAGGAGGCGUCGAUCCUGCAGAUGAAGCAGGAGCUCCUCAGAGCCAGUAUGAUGAAGGAGGAACUCGGCAACCAAAAUGCAGAGCUGCAGUGGAAGCUGGAGGAGAGCAACAGGCUGUGGGGCGACUGCAAGAAGGACAUCGCGCAGAAAGACAAACUGCUUCAGCAGCUCAAACAGAAGCUGGAAGAAAGCAGAAAGUUGCAGACGGAGUUGCAGAGACAGUUGGAACAUAAAGGUGGCGUUCUGCAGGAGCUGAUGUGUGGAAACCUCCAGAAGAUCCCAACCAACCCAGAAAACAACGGAUAUUCUCUCUGUGGAAGCUCCACUCAGGUGUCAGGCGCAGAGGAGGUCCAGCUGCUGCAGGACGCUCUGAGGAGUCUGAGGAACACGUUUUUGGACCACGACCCUCAGCAGCACACCCUGGACACUCUGGAGCAGGGCAUCGUGUCACUCAUGGACCGACUGCACGCUCUGCACACGCACGGGGGAAGAGGGAAGUCUCCAAGACGGAAGGAUCAACACACAGACUCCGACUUAUGGCCUUCCACGAAAAGUUUCAAGUCCCACAACGGCUCAACGUCCUCAACGAAAAUCCUUUAUUUUACCGGGAAGUCCCUGACUCCUUCAAUGAUCAACAUACCCAAGAGAUUGGGCGAGGUGACUCUCAGGGAUGUUAAGGCAGCUGUGGAUCGAGAAGGAAACUACCGGUACCACUUUAAAGCUUUGGACCCAGAGUUUGGCACCGUGAAAGAGGAGGUGUUCAACGAUGCAGCGCUUGUUCCAGGGUGGGAGGGGAAAAUAGUAGCGUGGCUGGAGGAGGAGCGAGGGGAGGACAGGCCUUCAUAGUUUCAGGCUGAAGGACACACUCCCACGAUUCCUGAGCCAAAGCACAUCCGAGGACCCCAAAACGGACUCCAGAGAGAUUCCAUGUGCUUUUCUACACAAGUGCCUUCAUGACCCGAGCUCUAAACCCCAGCAGUGUUCCGAGUUAGCCUUUAACGAAUGUUGAACCUUGUUUGUGGACAUCACUGCUGCAUCCGGGAUCUUUUCAGGAAGCAGCAUUUUUAUUUUUUAAACUGAAGUGUUAUUUCUUAUUCCAGAACAAAAGAAAACUUUUCAUUUUUUUUAAACGGUGUCUAUAAUGGAAUGUUCUGUUAAAUGAGAGUCAAAUGGAUAACUGUGGUCUCUAUACGUCCAUCUGCAGAACUUCAGUUUGUCUGUGAAGGGAAGAGAAUCUUCUGCUUGUUUGUUGAAAUACUGCACUUUUUUUUCUUAUUUUUGUGUAAAAACUCCAAACUUCUAUUUUCGUGGUAUUUUUAUGACUGGAUUAUAUAUAAGGUUGUUUUUAUGUUGGAGGUUUGUGUUUCAGAGCAGUUUAAAGUGUGGAUGUUUGCAUGUGUGUAUAUAUUUGUGGAUGGAUUAUUUCUCCUGCUCUGUUGGAGUCCCGCCGCUGUAGACCAGUGAGUUUCAGCGACCAGCUGGCAGCAAGGCCUUCUGCUGGUUUCUGGUUUGUAUUUUUAUUUAAGAACUAUCUGUACUGUGUGUUUACGAAAAAUAAUACACAGCUACUUUUGUUAGAUAUUUUCAAAUAAAUUUGUCCUUUUUUUA
Oryzias melastigma (Indian medaka) is the source of this 3771-nucleotide messenger RNA. RefSeq names its product dixin. The transcript has 21 exons. The coding region runs from base 1123 to 3009 and encodes 628 amino acids. Gene Ontology annotation, biological process: canonical Wnt signaling pathway. NCBI's taxonomy places the organism in Eukaryota, Metazoa, Chordata, Actinopteri, Beloniformes, Adrianichthyidae. The record is from RefSeq and is a predicted model, not a curated record. Gene Ontology annotation, molecular function: protein binding. Gene Ontology annotation, cellular component: cytosol.